Molecule: messenger RNA, 2232 nt
Organism: Daktulosphaira vitifoliae (grape phylloxera)
Lineage: Eukaryota; Metazoa; Arthropoda; Insecta; Hemiptera; Phylloxeridae
Exons: 2
Coding region: 199-2118 (639 amino acids)
Source: RefSeq, a predicted model, not a curated record
AAGAAUUGUAACUAAGAAAAAACUCUUUUCAAUAUUAAUUUAAUUAGCUUAAUUAUUAAAUUUUUGUUUCUAUACGUUGUUAACAAAGCUCACCAAAAGCCUACAGUUUUUAUAUAAUAUUUUAUACUGUAUGAUUAUUGAAGUAAAAUAUCAAAACACAUAAAUUAAUUAUUGUAUCCAAAUUUAAAAAAAAUUAAAAUGCUACCAUUAGAAGUACUUAAUAUUUUGCCUAUAAUUCUAGUUUUUACUGUAUAUCAAGUUGAAUCAAAAAUUUCACCUGAAAAACAAAUUUUAAUUACUAAGUACUGUGAAUUAUAUAAAAUUAACACUGGGUAUACAAAAGAUAAGAAUCCCAAAUUAACAUUUCACAGUUCUACUAAAACAGCUAAAAUUAAUGACUUAAUAGAUGAUCAAAUAAAUGAAAUAAGAUGUGGAUUUGCAAUGAUAGCUCAAUCUUACAUGAGAAUUUCCAAAUACCUCUUUAGACGAAGAGACUCUGAUUUAAAAUCAAAAGGCUCUAUGAUGUCGGAUUUGAAUAAUUAUAUAAAAUCAUUUAGUAAACAUGCUACCGAUAUGAUGACAAUUCUUCACAGUCUUGGGGUAGUCAAAAUGUUUGAAAUCUGGAUAUUUUAUUUGUAUACAACCGAUUUUCAGACAAUUUACUCGUAUUUAUCAAGAAAAAUUAAAGAUCAAGAUGAUGUAAAAAUGAAUUUAUAUGAAAUUCAUCGAUCCGUAGAGCAUAAAUUAAAAGUUGUAACAAAAAAGUGUGUUACUAAUAAUGUCUUUAUACUAGAUGAUAAAAACCGUUUUCAUAGCUUUUAUAAACUCAUGAGUAAAACAGGUAAUAAUGUUGAAUGGCCUAUCACUUUAAUAAACAAUUAUAGAAAAAUGAUAAACCCAAUAAUGGAAAAUAAUAUGUCAUUUGAAUUUAUAAAAAAAAAUUCAGAUGGUUUCACAUUAGAACGUUUGUUAUUAAACGAAAUAGUCUUUGAUGAUAAUAUUAUGAAUGAUUUAAUGUUCGAAUAUGAUAACAGAAUUGUUUGGGGGAAUACCCUCAAUGUGUUGCAAAAUGCUAGCAACAACUUCAAAAAUAGUCCUAAAAAAUUAUUUAACUCAUUGAGUGAGUUGAAAACCUACCACGCUUUAUUUAAAGAUUUGAUUAAAGUAAUAAUGUUAAGAAUAACUUGGACACAUUUAAUAUUGAUAAAUGAUAAAUCAGAUGAAUAUAAUUUUAAAUUUUUGAAUAAAUUUGCAGUACGAGAAGAAAAUCUUAAAUUGGUCAAAAUUUUAAAAAAAUUCGCCCUUAAUUUUGCUUUAGAAUCAGAUGUUUUUAUCAAUCAGAUAAUUAGUUGUUUAAUAGAGAAAUCAUGGAAUUGUGUAACAUUAAAUGAUAUGGGAAUUAAUAUGAUUAAAGAAGAACUCAGUUUGAUGUCAGUUAAUUUUCAAAAUGCCAAAUUCGCAGAACGAAAACCUAUUGAAUCUAAAAAUAACUUGAAAGAACAUUUUAAGAAAUGUGUACGAAUAUCUGAUAAAAUUGGACUUAGAUUACCAUACCAAGAAGGUACAUGUGAAAUUUUCAAUGAUCUCCAAAAUAAUUAUACGCGAGCUGUAAUUUUUGUUGAUCACUUACGUCACUUAUUAAAAAAAGUAGAUUUUUUUGUGAUUCGAUCCUUAACUUCUUGUUCCUAUGAAUCAUCAAUUGAUAUUGAUAUACAGAAAGAUUUUAAAGCAUUUCAACAAGACAUACCACAUAAUUUAAUACCACCUACACAAAAUUAUGAAGUUUGGGAAGAAAUUAGUGAUAUAGCUACACCAAAAGAAUUUGAUCGUAAUUUUUAUGACAAUAAAGAAACAAAUUUUGGAUUUUUAGAAAAAGCUGCGGUACCUAAACAAAAGUAUGACUUUAAUAAAAGUCCACAGUUAAUUGAUUCCUUUUCAAUAAUACGUGAAUCGGAAAAUGGUUGGGAAGUAAUGACUAGUGGUAGAUUCGAAGAUAGUUUUCGGUCUGAAGAUUUCAAAACCGCGCUAGACGACGAUUUAUACACUGUCAUUAGUGAUGAUAUUUCUGAACAACAAAAUAAAAAUAUCCAAAAAACUCAAAAAUUUAAAUCAGAUUAAAAAAUGUUGACGUUGUUACAUAGUAAAUUAAAUACGAAGAAUAACAAAAUGUAUUUAUUGAUGAUAAAAAAGUGUAAUGAAUUAUUAAAAUAUAUACAAUUUAAAAUUUACUAA